CUUCUAAAAUUGAAAUAAACGAAAGGAAAUGAAAAAGGCGGGCAGUGGAAGGGCUAAUCAAAAUUGUGAAGGCGAUAAUGGCGACUUCUUCUUCUACACCUUCAGUUCUCUUCACCAAUCCAGUCCCCAUAAUCAUCUCAAGAUCAUCUCCUGAAGUUGUGGUUAGGGUUCCUUCCAAAACCUUGAGAUCUCUUCACCUCAGCUUCAGGCGAAACCCCAAUGGUUCCACGAGAUUGAAUGCGGCUGGAUUGUCUGAGAUAGAACCGGAUCUCAACGAAGACAAAGUUGAUCGUUGGAGGACUAAUGGAGUCAGUCCUGAAGAUUAUGUUUAUGGAGAGUACGAUGGGCACCAUACUUAUCAUGAGGGCCAUGAAAAAGGAACCUUUUGGGGAGCAAUUGCAGAAGAUUAUGCAGCUACAGAGCCCCCUACGGGUUUCCAGGGUCUCAUUUCAUGGAUUUUCCCUCCUGCAGUGGCUCUUGGUUAUGCAUACCAUGUCCCGGGGGACUACUUAUUCAUUGGAGCAGCCGUUUUUGUGGUAAUAUUUUGCAUGAUUGAGAUGGGAAAACCAGAUAAACCCCAUAACUUUGAGCCUCAAAUCUACAAUAUGGAGAGGGGAGCUCGUGAUAAACUAAUAGCUGAUUACAACACAAUGGACAUAUGGGAUUUCAAUGAGAAAUAUGGUGACCUUUGGGAUUUCACUGUGAAGAAAGACAACAUAGAAAAAAGAUAAACAUUUAGCACACAGGACAGAAUUAGGAGAUCCUUUCAGAGGGUUGUACAUUCGUGUUGGAUAUAUUGCUGAGGUUGUUUCUGCAGAUGAAGGUAGGUGUAAUGGAACACAUUUCGAUUGAGAUCAUGAAGGUUUUGUUUAUACAUCUGUUAAUAUCGAAUGUCACUAUUCAUUUAUGUACGGAAAUUCAUAGGGUAGAAUUUUGUAAAUUAUCAUCACAAAAAUUUGUUAGAACUUCACUUUUCAUAUAAAUGCUUUUUCAUAUUCUUAUGGGAAUAA
Macadamia integrifolia is the source of this 1010-nucleotide messenger RNA. RefSeq names its product photosynthetic NDH subunit of subcomplex B 5, chloroplastic-like. Gene Ontology annotation, cellular component: chloroplast. Gene Ontology annotation, biological process: response to oxidative stress. Bases 78 to 731 code for a protein of 217 amino acids. The record is from RefSeq and is a predicted model, not a curated record. The transcript is spliced from 6 exons. NCBI's taxonomy places the organism in Eukaryota, Viridiplantae, Streptophyta, Magnoliopsida, Proteales, Proteaceae.